Molecule: messenger RNA, 9042 nt
Organism: Hippoglossus stenolepis (Pacific halibut)
Lineage: Eukaryota; Metazoa; Chordata; Actinopteri; Pleuronectiformes; Pleuronectidae
Gene: frs3
Product: fibroblast growth factor receptor substrate 3
Exons: 7
Coding region: 466-2325 (619 amino acids)
Biological process (GO): cell surface receptor protein tyrosine kinase signaling pathway
Cellular component (GO): cytoplasm
Source: RefSeq, a predicted model, not a curated record
UCUUGCCGCUCCUCUCAGCCUCGUUGUCUGCCGGUGAACUCUCACCCCAGCUGCUCGGGAAAUGUCACACAGGCAGAGGCCCGUGUUGCAGUAGGGGGGCGUAAUGGGAGAGGGCAAAAAACAACAACAUCUUUUUUACUGCAUCUUUUUACGCGCCCUGUGUCGUGGAGAUGCCACAUCCAGCUGCCGCCGGCACCUCCAGCUCAGGCAGCAGCCGCCGCCGCCGCUGAUCGCAGCCUCAAUGCUUAUCUCGCAUUAGGGCUAAUAUAGAGAUAUAUAUAUAUAUAUAUAAAAUAAAAAAAACCGUGCCAGACAUGGGGAAGAACGUCAUGCUUCUCUUGAAGAUGUCAGUCCAUCAAACUAAUCGGCUUGUGAUGCCGAUGCCCAAUAGAAGAUCCUGGGAUUGAGACGUGCAUCUCUUCACACUGAUGGCCUGGACUGAGUUUCAGCUGGCCUGCUGAAGCUAUGGGGAGCUGUUGGAGUUGUCUGUACAGAGACCCCAUCCGAGACAACCAUCUCACCAAAUUCAAGGUCACCAAUGUGGAUGAUGAGGGCAACGAGCUGGGCUCUGGCAUCAUGGAGCUCACGCAGACCGAGCUCAUUCUUCACACACGCAAGAGAGACGCCAUCCGGUGGCCGUAUCUCUGCCUGCGACGCUACGGCUACGACUCCAACCUCUUCUCUUUUGAGAGUGGUCGCCGCUGUCAGACUGGGCAGGGAAUCUUUGCAUUCAAGUGUUCCCGGGCAGAGGAGAUCUUCAACUUGCUCCAGGAGCUGAUGCAAUGUAACAGCAUCAACGUGGUGGAAGAGUCGAUGAUGAUGAGUCGCAGUGGUCACACACCGGAGAUGGAAAUGUCUCGCACGCCACAGACUCCCAACACUCCAGCAUUCCCUGUUCAGGCUUUCCCCAAUGGAUACCCUGGCUAUCCAAUCAGAGGCGACUCCUCCCAACCCUCUCUUGCUGAUGAUCAUGGACAUAGUCUCAUGGGUUUGGACGACCAGACCCACACCUAUGUAAACACUGUUAGCAUGGAGGGGGAUCUCUCCAUGCGUCACUGUGUGCACUCCCUACCUGAGGUGCGGCCCAGCACUUUCACCGAAACAGCACGGGGAGCCAUGCCCAUCGGGGGACAAGGAAACCCGCAGUCCAACCUGCGGUGCUGUCCCCUGGAGGAGCAUAAAGAUCCUCAGGUGUUUUUACAGCCGUCCUCACAGGAGGUCAAAUUCAUGCUGGGCCCCACUCCGGCACAGCGCCAUCUGCUGGAGAGAGAGAGGGAGAGAGAGCGGGAGAGGCAUGGGCACAAUCCUCACAACCUUCAGCCAGUAGAGGGUGCAACAGGCUCAGAGACAGAGGGAGAUGAGCCCACUAUGCACCUGUGCAACUCUCACUCCUAUCACCAUUUCCAUCACCAUGCGCACCGCCACCCGGGUCACAAGCACCCCGACAGCUGCCAGAGUGUUGAGCUCACCUACGAGAACAUCAACGGCCUGAGGAGCGGCCGGAAGCAGCGGCUGAGCCCCAGCAGCGUGUCGCAGUCUGUGGGUUCCAGCAGCAGCAGCAGUACCGGGGACAGUCACUCCCACUCCCUCCUGCACCCACACCCUCACGGCCCGUCGUCUCUCCCCCCGCAGGGCUACGCCUGUGAGAGGGGCAUCGUUGGGGGACACCGUCGGACAGCUUUGCUGAACUACGAGAACCUGCCCUCCCUGCCCCCGGUGUGGGAGUACAGCGCUCUACAGCGUGAUGACGAGCAGGAAGAGGAUGAUGACGAGCAGGAUGAUGAGGAAUACGAGGAGGAAGAAGAGGACUUUGAUGAGUACGAGUUCUCAGAAGGCCCUGGGACACCCAACGGGUACCACCAGGAUGGUCGCAUCCACAGAGACGCCCUGCAGAACUAUGUCAACACAGAGCAGGUCCAGCCUCCCCGGCUCCCACAUGCCUGUCCCCCGCAUCCCCGGCCAUGUCAGACAGACAGAGGGGGAAUAUUUAGCUUUGAUUUCGGCAGACGAUCGAGGUCAGGGGUCGGAGGCUGUGAGCACGGCCACAUGCCUCCAUCGCGGCAGCUGAAUUACAUCCAGGUGGACCUAGAGGGAGAAGCUCCCUGCCAAGCCCUCGGCGGCGGGGGUGCCCAGCCCCAGCCCCAGCCACAGCACCAGCGCCUGCCACCCAUAAAAUGUGGCGCACAGGCACCCCGGCGCAGCGAAUGCUACGCAGUCAUUGACCUAAAGAAGACCGCUGCCAUGUCCAACCUGCAGAAAGCUCUGCCCAGGGAUGAUGGGACUUCCAGAAAGACUCGCCACAACAGCACAGACCUGCCUCUGUAAACAGUGUUCGAACUGAAGAGGAGCGAUGAAGACAGAUGAUGGCUUAUCCUCAUCUUAGCACACUGGACCCUUCACUGUCAUCCAUCCAUUCAACUGUCGGGCUGACUAAUACAAAUACAGGUACCUAAUUAGAAACCUACUGAAAACUAUCUGUGCAUAUAAGAGGAAAUAAGAAAUCUUUGAGGAGAAUUUGCCAUUUUAAUCCUUAUUUAUCAGACAUGGGGUGUGAAGCUCUGUUGGGAAAUCUGCAGUUGUUACUGCAAAUACUGUUUGCUGGAUAUAUGGAUGUGUAUACAUGAGCAUAAAAUCAUACAUACGGAGGAAAAUCAUACAUUUAUGAUUUUAUGCUUAGCUAUGACUCGGAGCAGUGAUCUCCGUUCUCAGUUGAAGUAUUCAUUGCCAUGCUGUAUUACCAAAUUUUCUGAAACCCAUCUUCACUCACAAAUAUUGUUUCUAUUAUUAAGUAUCACCACACCCAUGUUUGAGUCGGAAAUGUGACUCGUUACAGAAAGCUCAGAUUAGUCCGUAUUUUGGAAAUUUUAAAGUUCGGCCAAGAUACUGGCCAAUGUUCAUACCUCAUCGCAAGCACCUAAGUCUAAUGUUGUGGCUGAUAGAAGUUCUUUGUUACGAUAUGCCUGUAGAGCAUUUUGCACACAAUCCUAUGGAAUUGUAUUUUAUCAUAUUUUAGGAAUAGUUUUGUCCAAAUCCAGUUGAAAAAGUGGAAUAAAAUAAACAUAACCGCAGGAGAAUUAGACUUAAAACUGAACAACGGUAAACGUAGCGCACACACACACAGUUUCAACAAGCUUUCGCUCCCUCCUUAUCCACAUGCAGCAAAAUGAAAAAAAGUAGCAUAUCAUCUUUGAUCACGACUCCUGCAUAUCAUCCCUGACCUGCGGAAGGUCCACAGCGGUUUUACGCUUGUCACGUUGCACUUUCGACCCCGGGAGCCACUGAAACGCGCUUUGUCACGAUACACUCGCUCUCCACUGGAGCCACAGGUCCGACCAUCUCCCUUUUUUUUACCAAAAGCAGGAGGCCAAAUACUUCAUGGACACGCUCAGUCAGCAAUGUAGGCAGAGUUUAUUCCAGUGUUUCUAAUGGCGACAUCAGUAACCUCAAAUAGUGGCAUUAAGCUAUGACCUCACAUAAAACGUGCUCAGUCUGACACUUGUCAGGUGUGAGUGGUCGAUUUAACAGAUUAUUCAAGUAUGUUGCAAAGUCAUGCUGUGGAGAUUUUUGUGAGAAUAUUAAUCAACCUUCAUAGUCAGAUAUUUAUUUAUUUAUUUCAUUCUUAAUUUAUUCUUUUCUUUUUUUUUUAAAUUGUGCUAAUUUAGUUUUCCAUGUGAUGACUAGCGUUUUGUAAACCAGUUGGUAAUACGGAGACCAAAGUUUCACCUCAAAUUAUCACUGGAAACUGGGAUGUUACUUUUAUGACUGUGCGUAAUUAUAUUUUUUAAAAGAAACAGAGAGACUGUAUUUAUAUUUUAAGUGCCAAAACUUAAUUGCAAACUGUACAAUGAAUAAAAUCUAACGUGCCAUUAGGAUUUAUAGGACAGACGGGCAAAAAGUGAAAAAGCAGUCGGGGUACAUACCUGAAUCCAAGUUUUUAAGGAUGACAGAAAUUUAAAAUAAUAAAAACUGCACAUUCCACCUCAUCCGCAUCGACAGCCAUUUCAGAGCGAGUGACGAGGACGGUAAUCUUGUAGUCUGAUAAUCACAGUUCGGGUGGUUUUAUGCUGCUACAUGUAAAUACGAACAGUAGCCCAUGUAGGUACUUGUACAGGUACUUGUCGAAAUGACGCGAUGUCAGAUCUUUUACCAUGUUGUUAAUAGAAGUAGCAUUGUUGUGUUCUUCUGAGAAUUUUUUUUCCCCCCUGAGCGCUAGAAAAUGUAAUGUGCCAUGAUUUCAGAGAAUGUUUCAUUUCAGAUUGUUUUCCUGACACACUGGCUGUCUGUUAUUAGGAGAGGUAACGGAAAGCACAGGCCCACUGACGCUGUCAUCUUUGUGUUGAGCGCUCACAUCAGGUUGAUAUCUUCAGCCGACAGACGAAGGCCCAAAUGUUCUAGAUUUAUACACGUGUGCAGGCCUUCAAAUGCAGAUGUGUUGUGGCUUUUAGCUGAAGCUGAUCGUUUUAUUUUUAGAGUUCAGAUACGAGAUACGAAUACAAAUUCUUUACUUCUGAUAAGGACGGUAAUUUUGGCUUCUGUGUGACUGGAGUUAAAGUUAGGAUGAACUGCAAAGCGAUGAUUGGCUUUUAAAUUCAUUGUUGUCAUUGUUAAGAUUAAGAUUAAGUCACAUUAAGAUUUUCCCAGCCCUGCCCAAAUAUCUGUGUGCUCUAAGUUAAGGUGUGUACUCUUAAUGCACACCUGUGGUUCUUUGUCAAUCAUUUCCUCCAUAACCUUCAGCAGAAAAUAAAAUACCGACGACAAUGCCUAUCUCCUUUACCUCGGGUGGAAUCUUAAAAUGAUCUCAUUGUCUAGACUAGAGCACCGUCUCUAAACUGAUUUGAUUCAUUCACAGUUCAUUCAUGGUAAAUCAACAAUACCAGCAAAACUCCCACUUUCAAAAAGCUGGGAUCAGCAAAUAUUUGCCAUUUUUUAUUGUUGAUUCGAUAAUUGUAUUAAUAUGUAAAAUGUGAAGUGACUUUUUCCAUCCAACAAUUCCAAAAAAAACAAUUUCCAAUUUAUAAUCAGAUAAAUUUGCACAAAUUUGCAAUUAUUUGGUGAAUUGAUUUGUUGAUUGACUCGAUAUUGAUUUAGAUGAUAGCAGUCAUUUCAUAUACAGAGUUUUUGAUAGAUUUCCGACACAGAAGCCUUAAAUGUCCUCAGAUCAGAAGUUGACGGUUUGUAUUGUUGCUCGAACGUCAUACGCUGAUGUGAGAUUAUUACAAAAUGUCUCCUCGAUAACGAAAAAGGCCAAAAGUCUUCGCUCGUCCCAGGACUGACAUUUUGACUGUACUUGUAGAGAUAUUGUCAUGAACUUGGAGGGAUGUUUACAUUUUUGCAAUAAUAGUUGAAUUAUUGUUUUGUUGAUUUUAAAUCAGACCAAUGUGUAAAGUGUGAACUUUAAAUAGUCUAUAGAGCUGUGGGCUUAAUGUGUUUAAUCGCCUGUUCUUCUGUGAAUCCGCAGUCUAAUUGUUAUUAUUAUUAUUAUUAUUUUUCAGGUUCAAUGUUUUCUUUUCAAGUUUCAUAGUGCGGUUUUAGCUAUGAAAGUUUAAAAAAAAUGAAAAAGAUGCCUGUUUUGAUUGUCAGACUCUGUGUUUGCUUAGACUCACAUUAACAGUGCCAUACAGCAGUAAAACCUUUGCCAGUACUUCGAUUCAAUUUUAUUGUAUUAAACUUUCAAACCAGUGUUGAUGUUUCACACAGGAAUCAGCGAGUGGUUCAUCUAAUUUCUCAGAUUAUAGUGACAUGUGUUUUUAUGGCAUUUAAAAAGAAAAAAAUGUUUUAAAAAAAAUCCCAUGUUGAAAUGUGUCAACUUUCUUUUUUUGUUCUUUUUUUUUUUUUAUAACGCAGUAACCUCACCACCACCCAAACCAGUGAACAGUGAUUACAGCAUCAUUACCGCUCACCCCUCCUGUGUUGACUGAUUAAUAAUUAUGUUAAAUAGACGUUUUUCCAGGCACCAAAACAAACAUUUCCAAGCCUCCCAACUAACUGUGACUGGCUCAAUAUCAAUGCCUUUCAUUUUCGUUUAUGGCCGAGGUGUGAUUAUCACAGGUGUAAACAUGUUGCGGGGGCAAGGAGCCAAGUCAAGAUAACAACUAUAACUAAGUUCCCCAAACUGAAUUCAUUGAAUGGGUUGUUUAACAAAAGGGCUUGCUCUGUUUAUUCUACAAACCUGAGCACGUAUCUCAAAAGUCCAUGUGUGGAAAUUUCUCACUGUGCCUUUCAUAAUUAAGCUGGAAAACAUUUUCGCUGCUGUUUAUGAGGGCGGUCUGAUGUUUAAAAAAACAAAGAAAGAAAGAAACAAGUCACUGCCUGUUGUUGAAAGGGGAAUAAAUCUAAGUGGUUUCAUAUUUCAAGUUGGAUUUUAAAAGAAAUCGGCCAACUCUUGCCAAAGUCUGCAACUGUGUUUUAAAGAUGUCUGUUAAAGGGAUAUGUUUGGGAAAUACACUUUUUUGCUCUUAAACUUUGAGUUAGAUGAGAAUAUUGAUAUGAAUCAUGUCUAUAUGAAGAUGCAACCAGAUGCCUGUUAUCUUAAACCCAGGAAACAGUAGAAACACUUCAGAAAUCGGCCUCUGUUAGCCUGAUAGCUGAACGUUUAAAAAUAAAUCCAGCUCCUUGAAAGCUCAGUAGUCAAAACCUUGGACCUCGUUUGUUUAGUACAUAUAUAAAAACCAGACAGUGGUUGCCAGGCAACCAGCAGAAACUUCAGUCAGUCACUGCUCCAGCUUUGAUAGGGGGAAUUUGUAUAUUCAAAUGAUGGGAUUUGCUGUUUUCCCCUUUUUUAUUUCCUGUUUUAAACUAACCUCAGAUUGGCUGCAGCUUCACAUUUAGCCUCCAGACAUGAGUUGUUAUCUUUCCUUCUUGCUCUCUCUCAAGAACGCAAUGAGCAUAUUUCCCAAAUUCUGGAACUAGUCCUUUUUAAAUGAAGUCAAUCCUAAUUAAGAUUAAAGGAAACUGAAUUUGACAUUAAUAAUCCGCUCAGUGGUUUAGGUUGGAGACAAAUUUGAUGUGAUUUCAAAAAGUUGUUGAAUCAUGACUCGUAUGUUGUGUAGCAUAAUGAUGUUAAUUCUGAGUAAAGACGACAGUGUGUUUGUCAUUUUGAUGCCAUGAUCUCUCAUCAGCUGCCAUUUCUCCUCAUUGUGCUAAAGAAUGUGGAAAUAAACCUCCUUUCAGAGAUUUCAGUUUUUUUUCUGUGUGCUUUUCCAAUUUAUGACUAAGUGGAUAAGACGAGACAAAAAUACACGCGUGUCAAAUGUCAAAUAUAAACCAAGGGCAGAAAGAAAGGCUGUUUGCACCAUAGUGCUUCACAUCAUCUCCAUCAGUGGUUUUCAUCAUCAUCUCUUCUUUGAUGAUUUUUGUACAUCACCUCCCACCAGACAGUCAUAAUCUAAAUGUCAUAUUGUAAAACCUCAGCUUCCUGUCCACGCUAUACGAGAUAGAUCUGUUAAAAUAAUGAAAGUAUCAGAAAACUGUAAUAUCUCUUAUUAUUAUUAUUGUGUAACUUAUUUAUUAUUUAUUAUUUCGAAAUCUGCUUUGUUUUUGUCUGGUUCGAAAGUGUACCCGCCACCAGGGGGUGAUGUAUAUGUACGGGUCUGAGCUGUACAUCUUUGUGACAGAUUUGUGUGUUUACAUAUUGGUUACAAACUUUGUGACUUUGAUAUCAACUUAUGAAGCGAAAGAGUUUCAAAUACGCUCGAGCAUGACAAAACCCGGGACCCAGGAGGAACUGCAGGUACUCUCUGACUCAUGAAGUGAGCCUCGCCGGACUCACUCCUGUUGUUGACUCUUACUUGUGGUGUGAAUGCACAGCUGAAGGUUUAACCAUACUGAAUAUUUUUGGUGAAAAAGGGAAGACUUCUUUAUGUUUCCGUCUCGUUUUGAAAAACAAAAAAAGAACUUUGUUGUAUGUUUCUGUGUCCAUCUUUCUAAACGAGUGAGGGUCUCAUCCUGCUGCCAUUAAGAGGUGUGUUAUCGGACCUCCUCUUCAUCCCAAAAACAAAGUGAGCCUGACAUUUGGUGAAUUUUACCCUGAAUUUUAUCAAUUAUAGAGUGUGGAUUUGUGCAAAAUGUAAAAGUAAAUGUAAUUCUAAUAUUAAAAUGAAGCUAUGAAAAUAUCUUACUGCGCACUAAACAGUGUCUAUUUUUUUUCCUUUUACGUUUUACUGUUUAAAAAGAAUCAAUAAAUGCAUUCGAGCAAAACAAAGUUUUCUUUCCCUCCAGGAUCAUCUGUGCCUCCUCAGUUCAGAACAUGUACAAUUUUUAGACAUGACAGCAUUUACGAGAUGUUUUUUUAAGGUUGUUCCUAGAAUAUUUUUAUAAAAAUGUGCCAGAACAGGCUGCUCAACAAUCUGAACAAUAAAACAUCUGUUAAAAUAAAAAAAUAGGUCAUUUUUUAAAAAGAGAAAGAAAAGAGUCAGGUCAACACAGUGAACGCCAAAGCUUUUUUAGGCCGUUGAUGAUAACACUUGAUCACUCCUGGAGGUGAAAUGCUGUUUAUCUUUUUGCUUAUUUUCAAAGUGAAAGUUUGAAGACAGACGUGAAACUGGCCUGUUUUAAAAUGUGUGUAAAACAAUACUCCCUGCCUUCAUCCAUCCCCCUGCCCAACGGCUGAGAAAACCUGCUCUGUGAGGAAUGUCUUUGCCCUGUUGAGAGAAAUGAGCUUAACUGUGUGGACUCCAUUCAAAUUUUGACAGCCUUCUUGUUGAGGACGUGUACAUCUGUCUGUAGCUCAACCACCUGCCCAGGAUCAAUUAUCAUUACCUAUUAUCCACGUGGACAUGAUUAUUAUUGCAAUUACUUUUUAUUCAGCACUUGUUUUUGCAGCUGAAUAUUUUACUUCUUUUGAGCAUGUACAUGUGCCUGUGUGUGAACAAUUUGAAUAAUUUAAAUGUAAGUGAGCAUGGUCCUUGUUAGCUAUGGACAAAUAUUUACAGCAAACUGUAAAUAGACGCUGACUUGUCUGGUUUUCCUGUCUGUCUUGUUUUUCUUUUUGGACUCAUUGUAUGAAAAGAAGCGCCUCACAAAUAAAGCAGAGCUUUUAUUGUU